Molecule: messenger RNA, 2612 nt
Organism: Dipodomys spectabilis (banner-tailed kangaroo rat)
Lineage: Eukaryota; Metazoa; Chordata; Mammalia; Rodentia; Heteromyidae
Gene: Spop
Product: speckle type BTB/POZ protein
Exons: 11
Coding region: 355-1479 (374 amino acids)
Biological process (GO): regulation of proteolysis; proteasome-mediated ubiquitin-dependent protein catabolic process
Cellular component (GO): cytoplasm; nucleus
Molecular function (GO): ubiquitin protein ligase binding
Source: RefSeq, a predicted model, not a curated record
CGCGCGGGGUGGGGCCCGGCGGGUACACGCUCGCUGCGUCUACGUGCUGACGCCAGGACGCCCCGGCCGGUGUGUGUCGGUGUGUAUGUGUGUGAGUGUGUGUGUGUAUGUGUGUGUGAGUGUGCGCGCUCCGAGUGUGUGUAUUUGUGUAUCGGCGGUCCCGCAGGUCCCGGAUGUUGCGGACAGUAUGAAGCUAGCUCAAGGGGACGGGGACCAGCAGCUGUCGCCGCCGCUCUCAGAGCGAUCCUGCUAGACAAGAGAAAUUAGUUUUCCUGCUGACUUGACUUGGGUGAAGAAAGAAUAGAAAUCUUUGCCCCUUGACUUUGAAAAUCUUGUUUAACCUUCAAACUGGCGAUGUCAAGGGUUCCAAGUCCUCCACCUCCGGCAGAAAUGUCGAGUGGCCCUGUAGCUGAGAGCUGGUGCUACACACAGAUCAAAGUAGUGAAAUUCUCCUACAUGUGGACCAUCAAUAACUUUAGCUUUUGCCGCGAGGAAAUGGGUGAAGUCAUUAAAAGUUCAACUUUUUCAUCAGGAGCCAAUGAUAAACUGAAAUGGUGUUUGCGAGUAAACCCAAAAGGGCUAGAUGAAGAAAGUAAAGAUUACCUGUCACUUUACCUAUUAUUGGUCAGUUGUCCAAAGAGUGAAGUUCGAGCAAAAUUCAAAUUCUCCAUCCUGAAUGCUAAGGGAGAAGAAACCAAAGCUAUGGAGAGUCAGCGAGCUUAUAGGUUCGUGCAAGGCAAAGACUGGGGAUUCAAAAAAUUCAUCCGUAGAGAUUUUCUCUUGGAUGAAGCCAAUGGACUUCUCCCUGAUGACAAGCUUACCCUCUUCUGUGAGGUUAGUGUGGUACAAGAUUCCGUCAAUAUUUCUGGCCAGAAUACCAUGAACAUGGUGAAGGUUCCUGAGUGCCGGUUGGCAGAUGAGUUAGGAGGGCUGUGGGAGAAUUCCCGGUUCACAGACUGCUGCUUGUGUGUUGCUGGCCAGGAAUUUCAGGCUCACAAAGCUAUCUUAGCAGCUCGUUCUCCAGUUUUUAGUGCCAUGUUUGAACAUGAAAUGGAGGAGAGCAAAAAGAAUCGGGUUGAAAUCAACGAUGUGGAGCCUGAAGUUUUUAAGGAAAUGAUGUGCUUCAUUUACACGGGAAAGGCUCCAAACCUUGACAAAAUGGCUGACGAUUUGCUGGCAGCUGCUGACAAGUAUGCCCUGGAGCGUUUGAAGGUCAUGUGUGAGGACGCCCUCUGCAGUAACCUCUCUGUGGAGAAUGCCGCAGAAAUUCUCAUCCUGGCUGACCUCCACAGUGCAGAUCAGUUGAAAACUCAGGCAGUGGAUUUCAUCAACUAUCAUGCUUCGGACGUUUUGGAGACCUCUGGGUGGAAGUCAAUGGUGGUGUCGCACCCCCACUUGGUGGCUGAAGCAUACCGCUCUCUGGCUUCAGCACAGUGCCCUUUCCUGGGGCCCCCACGCAAACGCCUGAAGCAGUCCUAAAUCCUGCCAGUUGUGAGACUCCGUUUAUUUUCCAGAAGCAGAAGCCACUGCUGCUGCCAUUGACCACCAGGUAGACAGGACAGCGCAAUCUGGAGCUUUUACUCUGUUGUGGGAAAAGACUGCAUCAUGGCCCCAGACUUUUAAAACAGCACUAAAUAACUUAGGGGAACGGGGGGAGGGACGGGCCCAGGACUGGGGGCUACUCAACCUAAUGAAAACCCUGUUGCCGUGUCACCGUGUUCCCUUUGGCCUGGCCAAGUCUGACACUGGGAUUCAGUUUAGGCACUGGCCCCAAGCACAUCCCAGCGGUGGUACUUCGGAGAAACCUACCUGCAUCUGACUGAGCAGAACAAAUCGUCAGGUGCCUGGAGCAAAAAGGAAAAAGAAAAAAGAAAGAGGACAUUUAGUUUUAAGAGAAGGGAAAAGGAAAGAAGAAUUUUUGCAAAAUUUUUCAAAAAUCAGUUUGUGGAUUCCAAUAGUAUUUAUGUUAAAAGAAGCAAAUUUUAGUCCUUCCAGUUGUGCUAAAACUUGGAUGUUUGUGAACAUUCCUCACUAUCAUACAAGUAUGAGAAGACAUCUCAUUGUUAGCACUUAUUGUUUGCAAGAACGGAGUCUAUCUUUGUAUCCUCUUAUGAAAAGUGACAAAUGAAAGCAGAAGGGGAAAGGAGGUCAUUUGAUCUGGAAGAUGAGUGUUUUGAUGGUAGUAGCUUUUGCAAAAAUCUUUAUUGGUGUUGAAAACUGGAAAAAAUAAUUCAUCCAGAAUUUAUACUGUCUUGAUAAGAACAAUGGUUCUCUGUUUUUAGAUAUUGUGGAAAAUGUUUUUUGGCAUUUUUCUCUGAUUUUAUUUCUCUUCCCUCCCCUCCCUUUUUUCUAAGAAAAAAAAAUACAGGCAAAAAAACAAACAAACAAACAAAACUAGGAAACACACAAAAAAGCAAAGAGAAAAGGAAAUUUUAUUAUUAAUACUGUGUGAAAAACAAAUCCUAGCCCAGAUUGCUCAGCUGUUCAUACCUGACUUGCCGCCUGCAUAGGAGCCAGUCCUGUUCCUUCUGAUUAGCUCCUCUUCCUACCGGGGAGAACUUCCAAAUGUUAAGUUUUUUCUUUUUGAAAAUAUAAAUAAUUACUAUUUUGUA